AUGUUUCCUUUCCAGCUACUCAACUUUUUCUUCGUAGCUUCCAAAAAGGAGGAGGACUCGAAACAUGACCUGUCCCUUUACAAGCGUGGUGAUUUAUUGGAAGUCCCCAGGACAUUAUUCACACAUUUUGGCAUCUACCUGGGGGACGACCGAGUGGCUCAUCUCAUCCCGGACAUCCUGCCUGUGUUCUCCAAGAAUAAAUCUGCAAUUGGAACGCUGGUAACAAAUAACCGCCUCCUGCUGGGGGCUAUCGCUAAGGUUGCCAGUGUCAGAGUGGACUCGGUGGCAGAUUUUGCGUAUGGCUCAGAGAUUCUGAUCAACCACAUGGACAAAGUGUGCAGCCAGCCUCCUUUGGACGGGGAAGAGGUGGCCAGAAGGGCUGAGAAAUUCCUGGGCUCAGUCACAUACAGCUUACUGUGGUACAACUGUGAACACUAUGUCAUGUACUGCAGAUAUGGCAUGGCCAUCAGCUACCAGACGUACCAGUUCUGCACAGCAGUACGGAAGAUUGUGUGCAGCAGGAUGAGUGCCUAUUUGACUGCACUGUGUGGUGUAGGAUCCAUGCUGUACGUGGGCUGCGUGACACCACUGACAGUUUUACCGACCCUGCUCAUCUCAUUUACCAUCUGGAUGGCAGCCUAAGGACCUCGGGUGGGACGGCUCAUGACAAAGACUAAUUUAACAUACUGGCGGAAGCUGAAAUCAAGUCCUAUGGUUCAGCUGCAUGACUUAAGUCGUUGGGAAACAAAGGCGUUCACUAUAAUAAGAAUAUC
This is a messenger RNA of Anarrhichthys ocellatus (wolf-eel), 773 nucleotides long. RefSeq names its product lecithin retinol acyltransferase. Bases 1 to 642 code for a protein of 213 amino acids. Gene Ontology annotation, biological process: retinol metabolic process; vitamin A metabolic process. Gene Ontology annotation, molecular function: phosphatidylcholine-retinol O-acyltransferase activity. Gene Ontology annotation, cellular component: rough endoplasmic reticulum. The transcript has 2 exons. The record is from RefSeq and is a predicted model, not a curated record. NCBI's taxonomy places the organism in Eukaryota, Metazoa, Chordata, Actinopteri, Perciformes, Anarhichadidae.